UCAAUAUUUUAUUUUGUUUUGUCUACUAAUCUGUGUGUGUGACUUUUGUGGUGAUUUUGUGUAGCGAUUUGCUAGUUUUGAUUUUUGAAAUAGACUAAAGUAAGAAGUUGUGUUGUGAAAAAACCAAUUGUUUGGGGAGCGAACAUAAUAAUGCAUCAUGGUGAAUGUUAUGAAAGGAGUUCUUGUUGAAUGUGAUCCAGCGAUGAAACAGUUCUUGCUCCACCUGGAUGAGACACUCGCACUCGGCAGAAAGUUUAUCCUUCAAGACCUGGACGAAACACAUCUGUUCAUCUCGUCUGACAUUGUUGACACACUGCAAGCCCGAGUUGACGACUUGAUGGACCAACUCAGUAUUCCAGUGCACGAUAAAGGAUUAUAAUUUAUUAAUUUCAUAAAGUAACCA
Molecule: messenger RNA, 403 nt
Organism: Bicyclus anynana (squinting bush brown)
Lineage: Eukaryota; Metazoa; Arthropoda; Insecta; Lepidoptera; Nymphalidae
Gene: Tfb5
Product: general transcription factor IIH subunit 5
Exons: 2
Coding region: 158-379 (73 amino acids)
Biological process (GO): nucleotide-excision repair; nucleotide-excision repair, preincision complex assembly; transcription by RNA polymerase II
Cellular component (GO): transcription factor TFIIH holo complex; transcription factor TFIIH core complex
Source: RefSeq, a predicted model, not a curated record